Anopheles nili is the source of this 519-nucleotide messenger RNA. Its product is annotated as G-box-binding factor-like. The record is from RefSeq and is a predicted model, not a curated record. Bases 1 to 519 code for a protein of 172 amino acids. Lineage: Eukaryota; Metazoa; Arthropoda; Insecta; Diptera; Culicidae. The transcript has a single exon.
AUGUAUCAUGGUGGAGGUCCUUCGGGUGGCGGUGGUGGUGGUGGGACGCAAGUGUCACCACCAUUGGCCUCGUCGGGAUCGUCGGUGGCGGCAUCGGGUGGGUUGGGUGGCGAAGGAGGAGGAGGAGGAGGAGCUGCUGGUCAGCAGCCGCCACAAUCCCAGCCGCCAUCUCAGCCGCCGUCUGUACCGACGACGGCAGGAUCACCUGCGCCAACGAGUACGUCCUCGUCUUCUGCCUCGUCGUCGGCGUUGGCCGCGCAAAUGUACAUAGACCAUCAGCGCAGCCAACAUCAGCAACAGCAGCAGCAGCAGCAGCAGCAACAGCAACACCUUCAGCAGCAACAACACCUUCAGCAGCAGCAGCAGCAACAGCAACACCAGCAGCAGCAGCAGCAGCAGCAGCAUGCUCAGGCGCAUCAUCAUCAGCAGCAGCAGCAGCUGCACACGAGACGGCUCUUGCAGGAAUGGACUCUGCAGUUCGGACCAACCGGAACAGCAACUGGUGCACGUUACAUUUAG